Molecule: messenger RNA, 736 nt
Organism: Megachile rotundata (alfalfa leafcutting bee)
Lineage: Eukaryota; Metazoa; Arthropoda; Insecta; Hymenoptera; Megachilidae
Product: coiled-coil-helix-coiled-coil-helix domain-containing protein 2
Biological process (GO): mitochondrion organization
Cellular component (GO): nucleus; mitochondrion
Source: RefSeq, a predicted model, not a curated record
CGAUCGUGUUGCGUAACGUGUAUAUAUGAGAGAUUAGAGGUAAAGAUUUCGUCGUAGUGUCACAAGAAUCUCUUGAGCGAACGAACGUACAAGUUACACACGAAAUUUAUUGUGCAUAAUCAUAAAACAUGCCUCGACGAUCUGCACCUUCAAGAUCGGCUAGGUCGGCUCCAGCCAGGCCAAUUUCUCAUCCUCCAGCACCUGCUCCAGCAGCUACACCCAUGAUGGCCCAACCUCAACAGCCAUCCCUCAUGGGACAAAUGGCUGCUACUGCAGGAGGUGUAGCCAUUGGUUCAGCUGUUGGUCACACCAUUGGACAUGCUGUAACUGGACUCUUCAGUGGAGGUUCUGAAACAGCCGCUGCACCUGCUGCAGCCCCAGUAGCACAACCUGCUCCAGCUGCACCUGCUGGUGGUGCUUGUGCAUGGGAGGUUAAACAAUUCUUAGACUGUGCUCAGAACCAGUCAGAUCUUACACUAUGCGAAGGUUUCAAUGAAGCUCUUCGUCAAUGCAAAGCUUCUAAUCAUUUAAUUUAAAUAAAUAUUUUUAACAAAUGGGGAUUGUAGCAUUUGAUUGAUAGCAAAAUUUAGGAAAAAAAUAUGGAAAUUAUUCAAUAGUCUUUAUGAACAAUUCUAAUAUCUGUUAAAACAAAAUUCUGUUAAGUAUUACCUGCAUGUAUUACAGAUAUGUUAUGAUCAGUACGUGUAUCAAAUUGGAAUAAAUUAAUUUCUGUGUA